This is a messenger RNA of Anisakis simplex (herring worm), 996 nucleotides long. Lineage: Eukaryota; Metazoa; Nematoda; Chromadorea; Rhabditida; Anisakidae. The record is from the annotation of a GenBank genome assembly.
GUACCAAAGGUUUCAUGUGAAGAAAACGAUCUUGCGUUGGAUAUUGUAACGGCUCAACCAUUUUUGGGUAAUAUCUUCGUGAAGGGGCAUUCCAAAGAUGUUGAAUGUCGACGAUCAUUUGCCAUCAACAACACAAACUCCUACGCCCUUUCACUUGGCAAUUGUGGAAUGCAGCGUCUUCGAUCGGUGAAUCCUCGAGGAAUAAAUUUUGUGGUUACACUAAUUGUGUCAUUUCAUCCGAAUGGAUUCAUUACGAAAAAUGAUCGUGCAUUUCACUUGAAUUGUUUUUAUAUGGAACGCAAUGAAAUUCUUACUGCAGCCAUUAGAGUCAGCGAAUUAACGUCAUCUGUGCUAUCGCAUGAACCAGUCAUGCCAACGUGUAAAUAUUCUGUAAAACGCGGAAGUGUGAAUGGACCACAAGUAAAAUUUGCAAAUAUAGGCGAAACGGUAUUUCACGUUUGGGAGUGCAACGGUGGCGGGAUGGGAAUGCUUGUUAAAAAAUGUUUUGUCACGGAUGGUGAAGGUGAACAACAUGCAGUGGUCGAUUUGUACGGAUACAAAUCAAUUGUAUUUCACAUGUCAAGUUCAACUUUGUCAGAAAAUCUUAGGGCUAUGCUAUGGAAUCACGUUUUUUCUAUCUUCUUGCAGCCACCCAAUUGUAAAAGACAUCGAGAACGUCGACAAUCAGUGGAUACGAAAUUAAUGAAUGACGAACGUUUCGAAGUAGAUCUAGUUUCACCACAAAUGUUGAUUGCUGAUGUUGACGAAGAUGUUACACGAAUCGAUGAGCAACAUUCUUCGAAUAUGAAUUUGUUGUGCACGUCUCAAAUUCUCAUCGCUCUUUUGCCAUUCUGUGUACUUACUGUAAUUGCGAUUGUUUGCUCGAUAGUUAGGCUUGUUUGCGAUAAACACUCAUCAACAGAAUCUACGAAAUCCUCUUCUUCAUCGUUUUUCUGUAACUGUCUCUCAUCUUGUAAACCUUAUUUGCCUGCAUAA